ACUUUUUGUUUUUUCCCGAAAAAAUAAAAAAAAUCUGAAUAUUUUGUUGAAGCUGAAUAACAGAGAAAAAAAAAAGAAUAAAAGAGAAAAAAUAAAGACAGAGUGGCCGUUCAAACGGCCACCCCACACUCUUCUUCUUCUCGUUGGCCGGCCUACGUGCUCCGAUCACUCUUCCUUCCUUCCUGCCCCAUUCCAUCAAUUUUUAAAAAAUAAACUUAAAUUCCUUUAUUACAUAUUUUAAUUAAAUAAAUUAUUUAUUCUUCCUCGAAAUUUCCUUCCUGAAUCAGUCAAUCAUGAACAAAACUUCUCAAUCCCAUCAUGAUUCCAAUUUUCUUGCUAAUGUUUAUCUGAUUGAUUGAUUCCUUAAUUUACCCAUAUACCCAUUUCCAUAUCUUCCUCCCUUGAAAAACUUUCCUUGUUUGAUUUGAUUUUGAUUUUGAUUUAAUUUUCUGGGGUUCCCAUAAAAUGCAAAACAACAUAUUGUCAACGAUGCGUAGUUUGAAGCUUAUUGAGGGGUGUAAAAGUACCCAAGUUUACGCCAUUAAUCCAUCUUCAAACACCAACAACGCUGGUGGUUCUGGAGAUAAGCUUUUUCAACAGCUUCAAGACCAGUUCCGAGUCAACUCGGUCCGAUCUAAGACUCGUACAUCAUCAAAUUUGGAUUCUAAGAUCUUACAAGCAAAUCUUGUACAGGAAUCUCUUCUACCAUUUGGGCUUCCUUCCACAGAUCUAGUAGAACCCCAGGUAGAACCUUACCUUAAAUUUGUUGAUUUUGUUGAAACCCUAGCUGAUGUUUAUAGAAGAAUUGAAGGUUCCCCACAAUUUGAAAAAUCUCUAUUUUAUCUUGAACAAUGUGCUAUUUUCAGGGGUCUUUCUGACCCCAAAUUGUUUCGUCGUAGUCUUCGAUCAGCUAGGCAACAUGCUGUUGAUGUGCAUACUAAGAUUGUUUUGGCUGCUUGGUUGAGGUUUGAGAGGAGAGAGGAUGAGUUAAAUGGGUCUUCUCCUUUGGAUUGUUGUGGUAGGAAUAUUGAAUGUCCUAGAGCUAGUUUGGUUCCUGGGUAUGAUCUUGAAUCGGCUUUCGAUGACUGUGUUUGUCGUAGGCGAGAUAGUGUUGAGGUUUCUAAGGCUAAUGAAUGUGAUUUGGAAGAUUUUACUAGGAUUGAGGAUGGGGAGUGUUCGACUUCUGAGGAUGAUUUCGAUAUGUCUUUCGUUGUUGGAGAAGAUGAGGUUAGGUGCAUUCGUGACCAUAUGGCUUCGCUUUCUAGGCCAUUUAAAACAUUGUUGUAUGGAAGCUUUGUAGAAUCAAAGAGGGAGAAGAUAAACUUUACACAGAAUGGGAUAUCUAUUCAGGUUAUAAGAGCCCUUGAGUUUUAUAGUAGGAGGAAGAAAGUGAAUUCCUUGGAUCCCCAACUUGUAUUAGAGUUACUUUCUUUGGCAAACAAGUUUUGUUGUGAUGAACUAAAAUCUGAUUGUGAUGCUUAUUUAUCAUCUUUGGUUACUGAUAAAGAGAGAGCUUUGAUGUUGAUGGAAUAUGGUCUUGAGGAGACGGCAUCCCUUUUGGUUGCUGCUUGUCUUCAGGUGUUUUUGAGAGACCUUCCAGGUUCAUUGCACGACCAGAAGGUGAUGAAAUUCUUCUGCAGCUCGGAGGCUAGUAAAAGGCUAGCCUUGACGGGGCAUUCUACCUUCCAGUUGUACUAUUUUCUUAGCCAAACCGCCAUUGAAGAGGACAUGAAGUCUAAUACAACAGUAAUGCUAUUAGAGCGUCUGGUGGACUCUGCAGCCGAAAGGUGGCAGAAACAACUGGCAUUUCAUCAACUCGGUUGUGUAAUGUAUGAGAGGAAAGAAUAUAAAGAUGCCCAAUAUUGGUUUGAGGCAUCUGUUGAGGCUGGUCAUGUUUAUUCAGUAGUAGGUGUUGCGAGGACAAAGUAUAAGCGCGGACACAAGUAUACUGCAUACAAGUUGAUGAACUCAUUAAUUUCUGAUUGUAAUCCCACUGGGUGGAUGUAUCAGGAACGGUCCCUAUAUUGUAUUGGUAAGGAGAGACUGGCUGAUCUUGAGAAGGCGACUGAAUUGGAUCCAACUUUAUCUUUUCCUUACAAGUAUAGAGCGAUUGCGUUGUUGGAAGAAAGUAAAUUAGGAGCAGCCAUCUCUGAGAUAAACAAAGUCAUCGGAUUCAAGGUGUCUCCUGACUGCCUUGAGUUGCGGGCUUGGUUUUCCAUUGCUUUUGAAGAUUAUGAAGGGGCUCUUAAAGAUAUUCGUGCGCUUUUGACACUGGACCCGGAUUACAUGAUGUUCCAUGGAAAAAUGCCGGGAGAGCAGCUGGUGGAGCUUCUUCGCCCUCAUGUCCAGCAAUGGAGUCAGGCUGAUUGCUGGAUGCAAUUGUAUGAUCGAUGGUCGUCGGUUGACGAUAUUGGAUCUUUAGCUGUUGUGCAUCAUAUGCUGGCCAAUGACCCUGGGAAGAGUCUCCUCAGAUUUCGCCAAUCUCUCCUCCUCUUGCGGUUGAAUUGCCAGAAGGCUGCUAUGCGGAGUCUACGGUUGGCUCGAAACUGUUCCAAUUCUGACCAUGAAAAGCUUGUUUACGAAGGUUGGAUCUUAUACGAUACAGGCCAUCGUGAGGAAGCAUUAGCAAAGGCCGAAGAAUCCAUUACCAUCCAGAGAUCAUUUGAAGCAUUUUUCCUGAAAGCAUAUGCUUUAGCAGAUUCAAAUCUUGACGAGGAGUCUUCAUCUUAUGUUAUUCAUCUUCUGGAGGAAGCUCUUAGAUGCCCUUCAGAUGGUUUACGUAAAGGACAAGCAUUAAAUAAUUUAGGUAGUGUCUAUGUUGAUUGUGAAAAGCUGGAUCUAGCUGCUGACUGCUACAUGAAUGCUCUUAACAUUAAACACACCAGAGCUCAUCAAGGUCUAGCACGGGUGUAUCAUCUCAAAAAUCAGCGAAAAGCUGCAUUUGAUGAGAUGACAAAGUUGAUAGAAAAAGCCAGGAACAACGCAUCAGCUUAUGAAAAACGUUCAGAGUAUUGUGACCGUGAAACGGCAAAGAGAGAUCUUACGAUGGCAACACAACUUGAUCCCCUGAGGACAUACCCAUAUAGAUACAGGGCAGCUGUGCUAAUGGACGACCACAAAGAGGAGGAGGCAAUAUCAGAACUAUCAAAAGCCAUUUUCUUCAAACCGGAUUUGCAGCUUCUCCAUCUUCGAGCCGCAUUUCACGACUCCAUGGGCAACAAUGCUGCCACACUUCGAGAUUGUGAAGCAGCUCUUUGUCUCGAUCCUACCCACGUGGAUACACUCAAGCUUUAUGAAGAGGCUCGAGAACGAGUUAAUGAUCCACAACUGGGAAGAUACGAAUCUGCGAGUCAAACCGACUCGGUGGACUUGGAUGACAAUCUCAACAGUGCUGCACAAGGUUUUCAGUAAAAACCGAGCAUUUCCCGUCGGCAUUUGAAGAUAACGUUUGCAGAUUGGUUGUUGUUGUAUUUGUUUACGGAUGUUCAUGAGAUCGAACAUCAAACUCAGGGAAACGAGAUGAAAGAGAAGAGGCAAGUCAACUUGUAAAUACGAUAUCGACUUGGUUGCAGUGAGAAAGGAUUGCUGUGACAUUACCUGCUCGUGCAGCCGUGUUUUAUGCUGCAGCUGAAGAGCUUGGUUUUGUGUAGAUGAUCAGCUGUACACAGGGUUUCUGUCUUCUUGUUGUAACAUUAUGUUAUGUAUUUGUUUUGCAUCGGUGGAUUGGCGAUUUCCGCCCCCCCAAAAACUACCCAAACAGGCCUUCCCUUAUAUCAGUGUUGCUUACACGCACAUCCUCGAAAUCAAAGCAAGCUCUGUUCAACCCCAAUCGUUCUAUAUUUGAACUCGGUUUUAUUUGUUAAACAACUUCGCCUUAAUUGUUAUUUAAACAAUUAAAAGUUAUGUCUUGGUUCAUAUGGAAAUAGCAGUUCUCUUCUGCCUGUC
Messenger RNA from Amaranthus tricolor (Joseph's coat), 3945 nucleotides. Its product is annotated as ethylene-overproduction protein 1. The record is from RefSeq and is a predicted model, not a curated record. NCBI's taxonomy places the organism in Eukaryota, Viridiplantae, Streptophyta, Magnoliopsida, Caryophyllales, Amaranthaceae. Bases 466 to 3411 code for a protein of 981 amino acids. The transcript has 4 exons. Gene Ontology annotation, biological process: negative regulation of ethylene-activated signaling pathway. Gene Ontology annotation, molecular function: protein binding.